Messenger RNA from Chenopodium quinoa (quinoa), 2916 nucleotides. Its product is annotated as protein fluG-like. Lineage: Eukaryota; Viridiplantae; Streptophyta; Magnoliopsida; Caryophyllales; Amaranthaceae. Gene Ontology annotation, molecular function: hydrolase activity; glutamine synthetase activity. The coding region runs from base 146 to 2692 and encodes 848 amino acids. The transcript is spliced from 18 exons. The record is from RefSeq and is a predicted model, not a curated record.
CAUUAUAUAGAGUACUUUAUAAUUAAUAACGUAAAUAAUCUCCCAAAGUCAAAACAUAAGAGCAGAGCUUAUCCAAACACCAAAGCGGCAAACGCAAACCCACAACAAAGUUCAAACAAACUUCAUCCACUUAUAAAUUACAAGUAUGAGUUUGAGAUGUAGAAAAGUGGAUAGAUUUGCAGAACUGAAAAAAACAAUUGACAAUUUAGAAUUAAUCGACGCUCAUGCUCACAAUAUCGUCGCUAUAAAUUCGUCAUUUCCAUUCAUCAAAUGCUUUACCGAAGCCGAUGGUGACGCUUUAUCCUUUGCUCCUCACUCUCUCUCUUUCAAGAGGGGGGUGAGGGAAAUUGCUGAACUAUAUAAAUGCAAAUUAUCUUUGUACGACAUUGAAGAGUAUCGGAAACACUCUGGAAUAGAUUCUGUUAGCUCAACAUGUUUUGAAGCUGCAAGGAUCGCAGGAUUACUUAUUGACGAUGGUCUUGAUUUUGACAACAAGUAUGAGAUUGAGUGGCAUAAGAGCUAUGUGCCUUUUGUUGGGAGAAUAUUACGAAUUGAGCACUUGGCAGGAAAAAUUUUGGAUGAAGACUUGCCUGAUGGAGCUGCAUGGACGCUGAACAAGUUUACUGAAGUUUUUGUUGAAAAAUUGAAGUCAUUAGCUACCACAGUGGCUGGAUUAAAAAGUAUAGCUGCAUAUCGUGGUGGUCUAGAAAUUGAUCCAUAUAUCAGCGAAAAGGAUGCUGAAAAUGGCCUGUCUGAAGUUUUAAGUGCUGGGAAGCCUGUUCGGAUUGCAAAUAAGAAGUUAAUUGACUAUAUCUUUAUUCGUAGUUUGGAGGUUGCUUUGCACUUUGACUUGCCAAUCCAAAUACACACAGGGUUUGGAGACAAAGAUCAAGAUUUAAGGACAUCAAACCCACUUCAUCUUCGAAAGGUACUUGAAGAUGCAAGAUUUGACAAAUGUCGAUUUGUUCUGUUACAUGCUUCCUAUCCAUUUUCAAAGGAAGCAUCAUACUUGGCUAGCGUUUAUCCCCAGGUCUAUCUUGACUUUGGAUUGGGACUUCUCUUACUAAGCAACAAUGGGAUGAAAUCUGCAGUUAAAGAGUUACUAGAGCUGGCUCCUAUAAAAAAGGUGAUGUUCAGCACUGAUGGCUAUGCAUUUCCUGAAGCUUUUUACUUAGGUGCCAGGCGAGCACGUGAGGUUAUCUUCUCGAUUUUACGUGAUUCUUGCAUUGAUGAAGAUCUAUCGAUUCCUGAAGCAUUGGAAGCAGCCAAGGACCUUUUUGCUGAGAAUGCAAUUCAAUUUUACAAGAUCAAACAGAGUGUUAAAUUGGACCCAACUAAAGCCAUACCUUAUAAUAAUGGAGAGACUACAAUUGUUUUGCCAAAAAGUCAUAUUACUUUAGUCCGUGUAAUCUGGAUCGAUACUUCAGGGCAAUGCAGAUGUCGUGUUGUUCCUAUAAAGCGCUUUCAUGAUGUUGUCAAGAAAAAUGGUGUUGGUUUAACUUUUGCGUGCAUGGGAAUGCCCUCUUUUAUGGAUGGUCCUGUUGCUGAGUCUAACUUGACAGGAACAGGCGAGAUCAGACUUAUUCCUGAUAUGUCAACCCUUAGAAACAUCCCAUGGGUUUAUGGAGAAGGGAUGGUUUUAUCUGACAUGCAUCUGAAGCCUGGUGAACCAUGGGAAUAUUGCCCAAGGGAGGCAUUGAGGAGGGUUGCAAAAGUUAUGAAAGAAGAGUUUAAUUUGGAAAUGAAUGCAGGGUUUGAGAAUGAAUUUUAUAUCUUGAAACUGAUUACAAGGGAUGGAAGUGAAGAAUGGGUUCCAUUUGAUUCAACUCCAUAUUGCUCAACUUCAUCAUAUGAUGCAGCUUCUCACAUCCUCAAUGAAAUGUUUACAGCACUUCAGGCUUUGGAUAUUUCAGUGGAGCAGAUACAUGCCGAAGCAGGGAAAGGCCAAUUUGAGAUGGCACUGGGACACAGUGUUUGUACCAGUGCUGCUGAUAAUUUGGUUUUUGCCCAUGAAGCUAUCAGGGGCGUGGCUAGAAAACACGGAUUGCUCGCAACUUUUGCACCAAAGUAUAAAUUGGAUGACAUUGGUUCUGGAUCUCAUGUGCAUCUAAGUUUGUGGGAAAAUGGGGUAAAUGUUUUUACUGGGUCUUCUGGAUCUGGCUAUGGAAUGUCGAAAGUUGGUCAGGAAUUCAUGGCUGGAGUUUUAUUUCAUCUUCCCGCCAUUUUGGCAUUUACUGCUCCAAAUCCUAAUAGUUAUGAUCGUAUACAACCGGAUACAUGGAGUGGAGCAUAUCAUUGCUGGGGAAAAGAGAACAGGGAAGUUCCUUUGAGAACUGCCUGCCCUCCUGGAGUUGAAGAUGGUCUCGUAAGCAACUUUGAAAUCAAAUCUUUUGAUGGAUGUGCAAAUCCCUACUUGGGUUUGGCUUCUAUAAUUGCUGCAGGGAUCGAUGGCUUGCGGAGGCACCUCACUUUGCCUCCUCCUAUUGAAGCGAAUCCUUCUAGCCUUGAUAGUGAACUUCAGAGACUUCCAACAUCACUUUCUGAAUCCUUAGAAGCUCUUCACAAGGACACCUUCUUUAAAGACUUUUUCGGUGAGAAGCUAUUGACAGCAGUAAAGGGAGUUAGGAAGGCUGAAGUGGCGUACUACUCGCAGAAUAAAGAUGCAUACAAGCAACUCAUAUACCGAUAUUAACCUUCAACUUUGGUAACCAAAGGAAAAGGAAAAAGAGAGGGAUAUUCGAACUUUGAAAUAUAAACUUUUUAUACUUUUCUAUUAUUUAAAUUUCAGCAAUGAAUGUAAUCUCCUAAUACAAACAAAUAAAAAAAAAAUAUUAUGUGAACUCUAUAAAACUAGAAAAACUUUUAAGGCUUUAAAAAACUCUCUAACAUUACAAAGUUUCAAUCUUUGACCUUAAA